Molecule: messenger RNA, 228 nt
Organism: Giardia duodenalis
Lineage: Eukaryota; Fornicata; Diplomonadida; Hexamitidae
Product: Rdx family protein
Exons: 1
Coding region: 1-228 (75 amino acids)
Source: RefSeq, a predicted model, not a curated record
AUGAAGCUUCACUUUGUCAUGUGCUUGCAGUGCGGUUCCAGGCCGAGGUACGACGGGAUGCGCCAGUACUUCAAGCAGAAGAACGUGGACGCGGAAUUUUCGUUCGAGGCGGGCCCCGAUGGCUCCUUUGAGGUGUCGAUGGACGGCACCCAGAUUUACAGCAAGUUAGAGACAGGCAAGUACCCGACCCCUCCUGAGCUUCUUGCUAUCAUUGAGUCCAAGAAGUAG